Messenger RNA from Anolis carolinensis (green anole), 1250 nucleotides. It is a transcript of the gene efcab9, whose product is annotated as EF-hand calcium binding domain 9. The coding region runs from base 553 to 1158 and encodes 201 amino acids. The transcript is spliced from 4 exons. NCBI's taxonomy places the organism in Eukaryota, Metazoa, Chordata, Lepidosauria, Squamata, Anolidae. Gene Ontology annotation, biological process: flagellated sperm motility. Gene Ontology annotation, cellular component: cytoplasm; sperm principal piece. The record is from RefSeq and is a predicted model, not a curated record. Gene Ontology annotation, molecular function: calcium ion sensor activity; calcium ion binding.
UGUUGUAUAACAUGAUGUUUUGGUGCUUAAUUUGUAAAAUCAUAACCUAAUUCGAUGUUUAAUAGAAUUUUCCUUAAUCCCUCCUUAUUAUCCAACAUAUUCACUUAUCCAACAUUCUGCCGCCCCUUUUAUGUUGGAUAAGUGGGACUCUACUGUACCUAUUUUCAGAAAUUGGUUUCAGUGUGACAGUAUGUUACAAAUAUCUUUAGGUGGACUUCACUAAUAGUGUACAUAUUAGGACUAUUAAAUGUGUUUUGUUUGUAUAUUAUCCACCCCUGCAUCAUGCUAAACACUUCACGGCAGACAGUUCCAUUUUAAAGACAUUUGGUAGAGAUUGAAGCCAAAGGCUUCCCUAAUUCUUCUAAUAUUCGAUAGCUUUAGUACACUCAGGAAUUGAUGUUAGUCUAUAGUUUUUUGUGUAUUCUCCUAUUUCAAUCUCUUUCCUAUUAUCUUGCUGUUCCAGUUCCAAGGUGGAACUCUUUGACUGUGAUGCAGGCAUUGUCUGGACUUGAACCAACGUUCCACAAGUGAACAGAACUCAUUCUUGGCAAGAUGAAACUGAAGCCAAGAUGUCUCAUGCAUUUCUUGUGCUUAGACAGAAUGUAUUGCUUGUUAUCUGUCAGAAAUGCUAGAGUCUUGGCAUACUACUUUUCUCUCCUUGAUGUUCAUAAUAAGAAUUCUUUGAAUAAUCUGCAGUUUUUCCACUUUCUUAAUUAUAUAACUGAUCUAACCAAGAUGCAGAUCAUGCUGGUGUUUGACUUGCUGGACUGGAAUGGCUCAGGAGAGAUCAACUUUGAUGAAUUCUACAUGUUGGUGUGCAUCAUAAUGUCUCAUGAGAAUCACGUUGAAAAGCAGUUCAUGUAUCGCCAUUCUCAUGCUGUUUUUGAGUUGCUGGACAUCGACGGGGGUCACACUGUGGGCCCUGCAGAAUUCCAAGCCACUCGCUUCCUGUUCAAUAUUAAGAAGGGCGAGCUGAGCCAAAUAUUCAAGGAUUUUGACAUCUCUGGUGAUGAGCAACUGAACUACAAGGAAUUCAGGAUGUUUACGAUCUUCUGCAUUGACCGACAACAAAGGAAGGCAAAGGAAAAGCUGAAGAGGCAGAUGUCUAAGGGUGAAACUGAGGAUGGUACCCUUAGAGAUGAAGAGACUGAAGGUUAAUUAUAUGCAGAAGAAAAUAGCACCAUCCCUCUUGUAGCCAGAAAAUCAAAACAUUAAAGAGAAAAAUAAAAAAAGGAUUUUCAUUAAAAACA